Porites lobata is the source of this 3339-nucleotide messenger RNA. NCBI's taxonomy places the organism in Eukaryota, Metazoa, Cnidaria, Anthozoa, Scleractinia, Poritidae. The record is from the annotation of a GenBank genome assembly.
AUGUCUCCACCUUGCAAAAUAUUCAUCCUUAUAUUUGGGCUGGUUACCUUAAUUACCCACGCCUUGGACACAACAAACCAGGUAAGGUUAUAUCUUUUAUAUCUUUUACCAUCAAUUAGUAAAGUACAAAGUGAUAAAGAUAAAGUAAUUUAGAAAGUAGUAAAGAAUAAAAGUGACGAGAAAGCACUUGCAAAGAACAUUCUUAAGUAUAAGUCCCGAAGGUGACCAACAUCAAUUUUCUCGACAUUGUAUCUGUCAUACUUUAUUUUUUAAAGUAGUCCCUCCCUCUCGUUGGAAGUAAUCGGAUUUUUUCUUCUCAGCCGCCUGUGUCACCGCCUGAAAAAUGAAACAUCUUUCUCAGCAUAAAUUUUCUCCCCCAAAUAUCAAUAAAUCAUCCAGAAAAAACGGUCACGAGAAAUUAUUAAGAUGAUCACCAAAGGGAAAACUGCUUUGUUUUUUUUUUAGCAAAAUCCCUUAGCUCAUUCUCUAAGGAAAUGUAAAGAAAUCAGUCUGGAGAAUUUGAAUGAGAAGCUCAGUAAGAGAGAUAUCAUCAUCGUCCAAUGGAGUGUAUUAGUAUUUAUCCCGAUUCCUCCAUGAUAUUGAACUAUGCAAAUCAAUAUAUGACAAUGUGCUACUUAACAGGUUUUCGUACAUUUUAGAUUAUUUAUUUCUGCUUAUUAAUUCGUUUUUAUUUAUAUUGUCAUGGACAUUUUUUGACUUGUUUCAACAUGCGCUGAACGGGACUUAGAGGGAAAGCAUUUUUUUCGUUUGUUUGCGCCCUUUUUCUUAAAUAUCUUGCCAAGAGUUUCGUUCAUCAAAAAAGACUCUAUAAGUUGGAGUCUUUAGUUCACUAAUAUUUUGAGAAUAUUUGGAUGAUCUUUCAAAUGUUUUUAAUAAAUGGAAAUGGGGGGGGGGACGUAUUGUUAAAAAUUUUGGAAAAUUUAGGAAAUUGUAUUUGGGAGUUUUAAAAAAUAAAAUAUGAAGUGAAUACUUAGCAGACCAACACCAGACAGUCCAACACCACAGCAAGGUGCCUUUGAGCCCAUUGGCGGACUACGCUGCUUUAUGUUUUGUACCCUAAUUUAUUUGUUUUCCAAACAACAUCAUUCCCCCCCCCAAGAAACAACCAGGAUGCCACCUUCCAGAAGCUCAAAGCUCUCCUUCAAGUCAAAAGAAAGGCUACCCUUUCUCUUCUCUUGCUACUUUUAAAGAUACUAUAUCUGUAUCAUGCUUCACUUUUUUAAAGAAGUCAACAUCCCCCUGUAAUGGAGUACCCGGCAUACCAGGUACACCUGGGAUACCAGGCCGUGACGGGGCGAAAGGUGACCAAGGAAUGCCAGGAAAUACUGGACCCCAGGGACCUCCUGGCCCUACUGGUGCAGAAGGUGCUAGAGGGGAGCAAGGUGUCCCCGGUCCUAAGGGGGAGUCUGGAUCAAGUGGAAUACUGGCUAUCAGGAACUGGAGAGAGUGUGCUUGGAAAAACUUGGAUGAUAACAGGGAGUACGGUUUGAUAAAGGUAAGGUUAAACUGCAUCUACAUUAAAAUACCUCUUCGUUUUAUCUCUUGAAUUGCGAACAUCAGUGUCCAAUUCUCACAGUUUCUUUGCUAUGGCGACGACGUCCACCUUUUUGCAACUUAAGACCAUUUCAUUCUCAUCCGACACAGUCGAUACAUAAAUAGCGGUCGUUUAUCUUUGUUUUGGAACAAUGAACUUUGCUAUCAUUAGGAUCUCGUGUUUGGUCUCAUUUCGAAAAGCAAAAUGGUGCGGAAUUGCGGCACUUAUAAAGCAGAUUAGAUUGACAAGAACUUGACAUUUUUCUCUUUAUAUUGAUUAGUAAUAGAUAACUUCUAUUAGCAAAAAAGUUUUUUUAGCAAACAAAAUUCCAAAACACAGUUAAACAAUUUCAAACAAGUCGAAUAUUUCGUUCGAAUCACUCCAAGUUCAUUAGUGUUACGCAAAAGAAAAGUUGUUAUGUAUUCCCAUAAGGGAAUUGUCAACUUUGGCCGGGAGGUUUCACAUUAUCAGUAGUCUAACUACUAUGAUAACUCGUUUUAGCGAAGCUCCACGCGCGCGCGAAGCGUGCGCGUGCGGAGCCCUAUAGCUAAGUAAAUCGACCCAUCAUAGAAAAUUUGGUAAUCAUGCACGGGACCGUACAGCGCCCGAGCGACCGACCAUCCGUCCGGACCACAGGCACACCAACAUAAGAUAACUCAAUCAACAGGCAUGGCAACCGAAAUGUAACGGAAGAAAAUCACAUGGCCGCCCGGUUUUUUAAAGAGAAAAAAAUAAAAAACAAACAAACAAAGUCCUGUCUUUUUCGACGUUAUUUUUUUAUGUUUACAAUCACGUUGAUAACAGAGAAAGUGCUAGGAGACGAAUUUCGUUGGAAGAAAACCAUUCAGGUGAAAAUGAGCGGCAGUGAAAAAAUAAAAGCGAACAUGAACACAGGAAACAAAACCUUUGAUAAGCACAUACGACAACUCCUCCAUAAAAAUAAUGAGUAACUAGGACGCUUGACGUUUUAGUCGUACAAACGGCAUUGUAGUCGUGCAAAACAACGGCAAAGAAAGACAAAAAAAAGUGCUGCAAGUGCAAAUUUGUGUUUUUGCUAAUUAGAAAAAAAGUGUGCUGCAUGUGCAAAUUUUUCUUUUUUUGCUAAUUAGAUCUAUUGAUCUUGAUACCAUUUUCAUUGCCGUCCCCUUUUAGCAUUAGACGAUCUGUUUUUUUCCUUUUAUAAGUAUUAUUAACCAGCGUUUCGCUUUUAGCCCUGGCUAAAUCUAUAUAUUAUAGAUAAUUUGUAAUAAUAUAUCAAUAAGAGAAUCACUCGGCCGAAAUAGAUAUAUUCCUAUUGCUGUCGUUGCUUCAUUUCCUUACUUGUUGUUUUCUUGAUUGUCAUUGUAUAGGACUGCGUCUUCUAUAAAAACUUCUCUGAUACUGCUCUUCGUGUUUCCUGGACCGGUGCCUUUAGAGUCUACAAGUGUACAUCCUGUUGCAAACGCUGGUAUUUCACUUUCAACGGCGCAGAGUGUUCAGCUCCCUUAGCCAUUGACGGUAUUGUGUACGUGUGGCAAGGCAAAACUCAAGAUCCUCACCGCGUUCGCCAUAUUGAGGGGCAUUGUAACAACAUUCACAAAGGAAGGGUACGCGUGGGAUUCUGGGUUGGUAAUUGUCAACAUGGAGUCGCUGGUGAUGCCUCCACGGGCUGGCAGUCUGUGUCCCGGAUCUUCAUUGAAGAAGUUCCUAAAGCUCAGAGUUUGCCUUAAACUCCACAUCUGUAUACUGUAAUAGCCAACGUUCGAUAUAUUAAAAUUCUAUCACAACUCCGAGGCUUUAGGGUC